This is a messenger RNA of Xylona heveae TC161, 1844 nucleotides long. RefSeq names its product alpha/beta-hydrolase. The record is from RefSeq and is a predicted model, not a curated record. Lineage: Eukaryota; Fungi; Ascomycota; Xylonomycetes; Xylonales; Xylonaceae. The coding region runs from base 196 to 1647 and encodes 483 amino acids. The transcript is spliced from 2 exons.
GUGGCGGGAUGUAAGUCUUCUCUUUUAUGUCCGUCUUUUCCUUUUUGUCGUCGAAGCGAGUCUUUUGUCUUUUCUUCUUUUUCUUACUUUUUUUCUCUUUUUCUUCUCAUAUUUUGUUUUGCUCCUGUUUAUUUUCAAGUCCUAUCAUUGGAAAUACAUUCUGCAUCCUAUUCCUUCCAGUACAGUCUCAGCACCAUGUUCCUGCGUCCAACCUCUCCACGUUGUUCCCUUUCAUUCCCUUCCUUGCUUGCUUGCACUCCGCAUGAUAUAUGCAAGAGAGCAAGCACGGACACCACUACACCAGAAGUUGGUUUGUUUAAAGACUGGGCGGACUGCAUGAAAAAUAACAUCAGGAAAAACACACAGGUCAUCCCGGCUUUAGUCGCCCAAGGGUACGAGGUAUAUGCGCUCGACUUCCUUGGCCACGGGCUCAGCGACAAGCCCGUUGAUCCACGACUCAUCUCGUUUCAACUACAUGUUCGAACGCUCCGGGAGUUUUUCACCCGCUUUGAUGUCCCGCGGGACUGUAUACUAGUGGGGCAUGAUUGGGGAGGUUGUAUCGCCCUCUCGGCCGCUCCCACACUACCACUCAUCCGCCCGCGGAUAUUCUGCCUCAACACAUUCUUCGCCCCACGGCCCUCGGAUAUACGCCUCCACUACUACUUGCUAUACAUUCUAUGGUUCCUCAGCACAGGGAUCUUCGACGGGUUUCUCCCCGAAUGGGCAAUCAUGCGAUACAUGGCGCCGUCACCAACCACAACGGCGGAUGUGGUCAGGGGAUACGGUGCUCCGUUUUCUCCCACGUCGUCGUUUUCUUCGUUUACGUAUAGCCAAGCUGCACUUUCUUCUGGCAAUGCGGGAGAGAGUGAAUUUGAAAUACGGACCGGGCCAGGGCCGGGGCCGGGGCCAGGAGAAAGUGAAAGUGAAAGAGACCGUCGUGGGUUUGGCUUCUUUCAUCACCAUCAUUAUCGGAUAUUCCGUCUUCCGGCGCCAGUAGCGGCAUGGAUAAACUACAUGCAGACAUACUUCUCCGCAUUACGCACACACGCGCGGCUGCUGAGCAUGUCCAAGUCCUCGGUCGGUCGGUUCGCGCACAUGGUACCUGGGUUUUCGGAUAUAUUUCUAUUCAAUGCCCGCUCGACACGCGCGUUUCGUUUGCUCGAAGGACUGCUUGGGCCCCAGCGUGUGUUUUUCUCGAAUCUGGCGGCCCAGGCGCUUCUCGCGAGGGACGAUCGUCUGGUUAGAGCGUUCUGGCGGAGAGUCGGCCAGGGAAGUACGGAUGGAGGGGGAGUGCGAAGAGCGUUUGGAACCGGUGAUGAUGACGAAGAGAAUGUCCGGGUUCGAGAUAAUGGUGUUCAUGCCACCGGAAGCAGUAGAGACGCUGCUCUCAAUACAAGAUCUACGAGACGUAGAACGACGGGCGAAAGUAGUGGAGCGGCGUCGUGGAAAGCGACGGUGGUAUUUGGUGCGGAUGACCCGCUGUUAAGGGAUUUCAAGUCUGUCUUGGAAGACACGAUUGAAAAGAGCGCCCUUGUGUCUGUGUCGGGCGACGGAUGGAUCGCUGGGGCAGGUCAUUAUCCGGUAGAAGAGAAGCCGGAAGUAGUAGCGAAUUUGAUCUGCGAGUUUGCAGAACGUUCGAGACGGUAGAUAUCUAGUGGAUUGCAAAAGUCGUGGGACCGGAUUUACUCAGCCGGAUGCGCUUUGAUUAUUGGCGAGACGCGAGUAAUCUGUUGUUCAAAUGCGCAAAGUAGCGUCGAGGACAGUACUAGCCGUACCUGGAUUGCGCGGCAUCCUUGAUUCCAGUCGAAGCUCCUGGAGAGGCGUUGCAUCUGAUUCUGACCAAG